Molecule: messenger RNA, 2032 nt
Organism: Acanthaster planci (crown-of-thorns starfish)
Lineage: Eukaryota; Metazoa; Echinodermata; Asteroidea; Valvatida; Acanthasteridae
Product: ras-related protein Rab-22A-like
Molecular function (GO): GTPase activity; GTP binding
Source: RefSeq, a predicted model, not a curated record
AGGCCUACGCAUAGUAAAACUCAUUGUGGGAACUUUUGAAACAAACACGUCGAAACUUAUAUUUACAUCAUUCAUAUUCUGGCCAAAGUAAAUCAAGAGAUUUGAGGUUUUACGGUGACAAGUUGAAGUUUCAAUAGAUGAUUAUGCAAGGAUAUAGGCCCUACGCAUAUCAACAACAGGAAAAGGAUCUGCGAGCCAAGUGUUAGGUUAUUCUGGGUCUGGUGUGAGUGCUAAACAUGGCGACGAAGUAUACGUGGAAGGUUUGUCUUGUUGGGGAUACUGGAGUAGGGAAGACAUGCGUUGCAGUCAGGUUCCAUCAAGAUAGAUUUACCGGAACUAUUCCAACAAUUGGGUAUGCUUUCAUGGAAAAGACGCUUCAGGUUGAUGAAAUUGAACACCAGUUCAACGUGUGGGACACGGCUGGACAGGAGCGGUAUCGGUCUCUUGCACGGGGAUUUUUCAGACGAGCAAGCGCCAUGGUCUUAGUAUACGACAUCACUAACUCGCAUUCUUUCCAAGUUCUGGACAAGUAUUGGGUCCGGUCGGCACAACGAGGCGCGCCGGAGAAUGCUGCCCUAGCUGUGAUUGGGAACAAGAGCGAUAUAGACGACGAUAAGCGACAAGUCACAGAAGAGGAGGGCAGUACGUUUGCACAAAAACACAACGCAAUCUUCAUGGAGGUUAGCGCCAAGACCGGCAAAAAUGUCAAUGAAUUCUUCGAGGAACUAGCAAGAGCACUUACAAAAACCCCAGAACUAGAAUUUCAAGCCGUUGGGAUGCGGAUCCUGAACACCUCUGGGCAGGACAGUGAGGCAUCUACUGAUGAGAAGACAUCCAAGAACAGGUGCUGCAGCUCGUCUUCAUGAUGACUUUGCACAAGACUAGGCUCCAGUUCAUCACAAGUCCUUCACAAGUCACUUCAGGGGUCAAGUCAUAAGUCCUUUCACAAGACCAGUCAUAAGUACAAACCAUGAUGGAAUAAUGCUACUUGUCACAGUUAAUAUGAAUACCUUUUGACUUGGCUUAUCUGAAUGACCUGUGAUGGACUGAACUAUAACAUUGCUAUGCUCAAAAACAACAGUGCACAUUCCUGUAAGCUUUCAAAAUCCUCAUUUGGUCACUCAGCUGUUGGAAAGCUGCAAGAACAAAUGAACAAGCUCAUACAAACAUUACUCUUGACUUCCGCAGAGAAGUCCAAUAGCAGAUAUAGCAACUAACAGGCUCCUGUGACUGCCGGGACUUUCCUGUUAGAGGAAAUGGAAGGAAGUUUUUGUCAACAUCACCUCAUCAUUUAUGGCUGCCUUCCACUGCCAAGGACGCAGGAAGCUGGAAGAGUUUGCAGGACAUAGUGAACUAACAUGCUUUAACUGUUCAGUGGUAAACUAACAUGUACUACAUGUAUUACCAUUCAAUUGUGAGCAAACAUGCACUAUUACUGCUUAGGGGUGAGCCAAUAUGCACUAUUACCAUUCAGUGGUGAGCCAACAUGUACUACUACUGUUCAAUGGGCUCCUAACAGGGAAGACUCAUGCCCGUAAUUCUGGUAUAUCCUAACAUGGUCUUUAAAAUCAGUUUCUGUCGAUAAUGAACCUAAAAAUGAACUGUUCAGAUGUGCUCGAAUAUAUACUUUAAAAAAGAGGAUAAAAUGCAGAAUCAAAAUAAUUUAGCAUUUAUAUAGUCAGGAGAAUAUGUACAUGUAUAUGAAAAUACUUUUGAAUCUGUAAUACCACAGAAUAGAUCUGUAACAUACUUGGGAUAAUAGUUUAAUGUUAAUUGUACCAAUAGCUAAGACUGGUGCUAAAGUUACUGUAGCGCUACUUUAAUUUAUUGCCUUCUCAUUUUGAUUAUAACAUUUGGUAAAGCAAUUGGUAUUUGUAUACUGUGAAUAUUGUGAUAAAAUUCUAAGGCAAAAGGCACCAAUGUACCACAAGGUUUUUAGAAUAUAAAUAGUUAGAAGUAUCUAGAAGUCUUUUCAAAUUACAGAGACUUUACAUUAAAAAGUCUGAUUUGAGAAUAAACAUUGAAUAAGAAA